Molecule: messenger RNA, 3084 nt
Organism: Camarhynchus parvulus
Lineage: Eukaryota; Metazoa; Chordata; Aves; Passeriformes; Thraupidae
Gene: SESN1
Product: sestrin 1
Exons: 10
Coding region: 413-2053 (546 amino acids)
Biological process (GO): positive regulation of macroautophagy; cellular response to leucine starvation; regulation of response to reactive oxygen species
Cellular component (GO): nucleus
Molecular function (GO): oxidoreductase activity, acting on peroxide as acceptor; L-leucine binding
Source: RefSeq, a predicted model, not a curated record
AGGGGACUGCCGGGGGUCUGUGGUGGCCCCGGUGGGGAGGGCUGAGGGGCCGCCCCGGGAGAGGCAGGGCUGGGGCCGCCCCUUCCCUCCAUGCCCGGGGUAGGGAGGAGGAGCCGUCGGCGCCGCGGGGUGGUGGCCGCCCCUCUCCCCGCCGGGAAAGGCGAAGCCGCAGCGGCCCCGCUCGCUCGGCAGCCCCGGCGCGGGAGGGCGGCGGCUGUUGGGGGCACCGGCCCGCACUGCCCCCCAUGCGGCGCGGGCAGUGGGCUCUGCGCUCGCCGCGGCCGCGCUCGUCGUCGUCUGUGUGGGCGGGCUGGCGGCUGCCGGGAGCCCGCCAUGGGGCGGCCGCGCCGGGGCUGCUGAGGAGGAGGAGGAGGCGGCGGCUGCGGCGGGGGAGCAGCGGCCGGGCGGCCCCAUGGAGGAGCGGGAGGGCGAAGUGCGCUGGGACGGGCUGUGCAGCCGGGACGCCGCCGCCCGCGCCGCCGCCCUGGACACCAUCGGGCAAGCCGUGCUCCGCCGCGCAGAGAGCGUCGCCUCCGGGGCGGCCGCCGAUGGGCUGCCGGUGCCCGCCGCCCGGGACAGGUUGGGCGAGGCGCUGGCCCGCCUGCUCAUGCUGUCCAAGCGGUGCCCCUUCCCCGACGUGAGGGAGAAGAGCGAGGCGAUCCUCAGCGGGGUGCAGGAACUUGGAAUAAGAAUUCCUAGACCACUGGGACACGGACCAAGCAGAUUCAUCCCUGAGAAGGAGACAAUUCAGGUGGGAAAGGAGGACGCCACGAUGCACACACUGUUUGCAGAGUCUUUUGCCACGCUGGGCCGGCUGGACAACGUCACCUUGGUGAUGGUUUUCCACCCACAGUAUCUGGAAAGCUUUCUCAAAACUCAGCACUAUCUGCUGCAGAUGGAUGGCCCGCUCCCGCUCCACUACCGGCACUACAUCGGCAUCAUGGCUGCAGCACGACAUCAGUGCUCUUACCUUGUUAACCUCCACGUGAAUGACUUCCUUCAUGUUGGUGGAGACCCUAAAUGGUUGAAUGGUCUAGAAAAUGCACCUCAAAAACUGCAAAAUUUAGGAGAACUGAACAAAAUGUUGGCUCACCGACCCUGGCUUAUCACCAAGGAACAUAUCGAGCAACUUCUGAAGACAGAAGAGAACAGCUGGUCCCUGGCAGAGCUGAUCCAUGCAGUCGUUCUCUUUACACACUACCACUCCCUUGCUUCCUUCACGUUUGGCUGUGGGAUCAGCCCAGAGAUCGACUGUGAAGGGGGUCACACCUUCAGGCCCCCCUCUGUCAGUAACUAUUGCAUCUGUGAUAUAACAAAUGGCUACCACGGGGUGGAGGAAAUCCAUGCCAGCCCAGCUGGAAGCAUUCCAUCCACAGAGUCUGUCUGUGAAGUUGAAGCUCUUAUGGAGAAGAUGAAGCAGCUGCAGGAGUGCAGAGACGAAGAGGAAGCCAGCCAAGAAGAGAUGGCCACACGUUUUGAAAGAGAGAAGAGAGAAAGCAUGUUUGUGUGCUCUUCAGAAGAUGAAGAAUCUGCAGCAACAAGAGAUGUGUCUCGGCACUUUGAGGACACCAGCUAUGGUUACAAAGACUUCUCCCGACACGGAAUGCACGUGCCCACCUUUCGUGUUCAGGAUUAUUCCUGGGAAGACCAUGGCUAUUCCUUGGUUAAUCGUCUUUAUCCAGAUGUGGGACAACUACUUGAUGAGAAGUUCCAUAUUGCUUAUAAUCUGACUUACAACACAAUGGCCAUGCACAAAGAUGUGGAUACCUCAAUGCUAAGACGAGCUAUUUGGAACUAUAUUCAUUGUAUGUUUGGAAUAAGAUAUGAUGAUUAUGACUAUGGUGAAAUUAAUCAGUUGUUGGACCGCAGCUUUAAAGUUUAUAUCAAGACUGUGGUUUGCACUCCUGAAAAGACCACAAAAAGAAUGUAUGAUAGCUUCUGGAGACAGUUUGAACACUCUGAGAAGGUCCAUGUAAAUUUGCUUCUGGUAGAAGCUCGGAUGCAAGCCGAACUACUUUAUGCUCUGAGAGCUAUUACUCGCUAUAUGACCUGAUGUCUCUGGCUGCCUGUCGACGUUGGAAUGUUCUGCAGCUGCAGUAUGGCAGAGGAAGAUACAAAGCCUCAGGACCAACAGUAGCUAUAAGUUAAGAUGCCCAUUGUGCCAUAACUCCUUUAGUUUCAGCUAUUUCCAUGUUUGGAAUAUCAUUGCUGCCGCUGGGCAGUGAACGCUUGGCAGUUGACAGACAGGGUUGUGCAGAAGUGCUGCCUGCUCAUGGUAUUUUGGCUUUAGACAGCCCGGGACAUUCUCUGAACUUGUGGCAAUAUAGCAAACCAUAGAUACAUAGAUCUUGUGUUAAGGCAAAUACUGCGGGAGUCGGAGUGUGAAAAGAACUGGGACUUGAUGGCAUUUGCUUUCCCUACGAGAAUAAUUCUAGAAAAUCUUGAUGCUGCUAUUUGUGCAGGUGGAGUGAACAGACCUAGGCUGUUCCAGUUGAGCUAGAAGUGAAAGUGAGCACUGCUAUUGUCUGAGCCUUUAUUGUGUGUGGUUUCAAAAAAGCCUUGUUAUUUAGAUUCCCUGUUUAAUCAGAACUAAACCUCUUCUGUCCACACUGAUAAUUUGAAAGAUAGCAGUCAAUUUUCUCAACUAGUUUAGCCUUAAAAACAGGAUGUUUGUUCAGCAUUAUUUCAUGAGCUCCAAAGUGCAAUGGUCUUCCUAUGGAAAGAAGGGGACUGGAGUCCUCAAAGCUUCUUAGAGAUCUACCUACACAAAGUGUCAAGUAGCUUCUUGUCCUCCUUUUCAUGGAUGAACCAAAAAGGAGCUAGGAAAAGGUGUGGGAAUGUUGUUCUAGACUGCCAAACAGUCCUACUGUAUUACAUGCCCAACGCUGGUCUUAAUGAUUUUUGCAGUUGCUUAAAUAACUAGGCUAAAAAACAUCUAUUUUUAGUAAAUCAAAACGUGAUUAAAAUGCUGACGUUUAAUAUACAGUGGUUUUGGAGAACACAUGAAUACUUUUGUAUGAGUGUGAAUUGCUUUUUAAAUUUGUCAGUAUUACUGGUAUUUUUGAAAUAAAGGUAACAACUUUU